CCGGAACGCGAGCGCGGCGGGGCCGGUUGCCGGCCGGACGCGGAGAGACGCGGGACCCACCGGGUCGGUUAGUGGCGCGAGAUGGCGCGGGGAGGCGGCAAGGCAGCCAUAGUGCUGUGUAUGGAUGUAGGCUUUGCAAUGAGCAAUUCUGCUCCUGGAGAGGAGUCUCCAUUUGAACAAGCCAAGAAGAUGAUGACGAUGUUUGUGCAGCGACAGGUGUUUGCUGAGAGCAAAGAUGAAGUCUCUGUAGUUUUGUUUGGCACAGAUGGCACGGAGAAUACCCUUGCCAGUGGUGAUCAGUAUCAGAACAUUACUGUACAAAGACACCUGAUGCUACCAGAUUUUGAUUUGCUGGAGGACAUACAAAACGCGAUUCAACCAGGCUCUGAACAAGCAGACUUCCUGGAUGCACUUGUCGUGUGCAUGGACUUGCUUCAAAAGGAAACAAUAGGAAAGAAAUAUGAGAAACGACACAUUGAGGUGUUUACAGACCUUAGCAGUCCCUUCAGUGAGGAUCAGCUGGAAAUCAUCAUCGCUAACUUGAAGAAAACAGGAAUCUCACUGCAAUUUUUCUUGCCGUUUCCAGUGGAUGAUGAAGAGGGAAGUGGGGAUACAGGUGAUGGUCGACAUUCUGAUAUGUACAGAAACUCUUUUCCAAGGAAGGGCUUAACCGAACAGCAGAAAGAAGGCAUCUGUAUGGUGAGAAAAUUGAUGUUUGCUUUAGAGGAAGAAGGAGGCCUGGAUGAAAUUUACACUUUCAGAGAGAGCCUGGAGCGUCUUUCAAUGUUUAAGAAAAUCGAAAGAAGACCUAUGCCUUGGCCCUGCCAGCUAACUAUAGGUUCUAAUCUGUCUAUAAGGAUUGUGGCAUACAAAUCAUUCACGGAAGAGAAGCUGAAAAAGUCCUGGACUCUUGUGGAUGCCAAAACCUUAAAAAAAGAAGAUGUGCAAAAAGAGACUGUCUACUGCUUGAACGAUGAUGAUGAAACAGAAGUUCCGAAAGAUGAUCUUGUUCAAGGGUUCCGCUAUGGGAGCGAUAUAGUUCCUUUCUCUAAAGUAGAUGAGGAGCAAAUGAAAUACAAAACCGAAGCAAAGUGUUUUUCUGUAUUAGGAUUCAGCAGAUCAUCUCAGAUCCAGAGGCAUCACUACAUGGGCAACCAGGUUCUGAAGGUCUUUGCAGCGAAAGAUGAUGAGGCUGCAGCAGUUGCUUUUUCUGCUCUGAUUCAUGCUUUGGAUGAGUUGGAUGUUGUGGCCAUAGUACGUUAUGCUUAUGACAGAAGAUCUAAUCCUCAGGUUGGCGUAGCCUUUCCAUGUAUCAAGGAUGCAUAUGAGUGUCUGAUAUAUGUGCAGUUACCCUACAUGGAAGACUUACGACAAUACAUGUUUUCCUCUUUGAAAAACAAUAAAAAGUACACUCCUACAGAGGAUCAGUUAUCUGCAGUUGACUCUCUGAUUGAUUCUAUGAGUUUGGUUUAUGAAGAUGAUGAUGGGGAGACAACCGAAGACAUAUUUAAAACUAGCAAAAUACCAAACCCUCAGUUUCAGAGGCUAUAUCAGUGCCUGCAGCAUAAGGCUUUUCAUCCUGACAAGCCAUUGCCACCCAUUGAACAGCACCUUUUAGAAAUGUUGGAGACACCUCAAGAGGUGAGAGAAAGAUGCCAGGUUCCUCUUGAAAAAAUAAAGGCACUUUUCCCCCUGAAAGAUGCUGGCAAGAAGAAAGAACAGAAGACUGCUCAAGAUGUCUUCAAAGACAACAAUGAAGAUGGACCCAGUACUAAAAAGGCAAAUGCUGAAAAUGAAGAAGGCAGCUUUAGCAUCGCAAACCUUGCUGAAGGCAAUGUCACCACUGUUGGGAGUAUUAACCCAGCAGAAAACUUCUGUGUUCUAGUGAGGCAAAAGAAUGCUAACUUCAAGGAAGUGAGCCAGCAGCUGGUAAACCGCAUUGAACAGUUUUUGGAAACUAAAGGUUUACAGUACUACAUGAAGAGCAUCAACUGUAUUAGAGUUUUCAGAGAAGAGGCCAUUAAGCUGUCAGAGGUGCAAUGCUUUAAUGAUUUCCUGCAGGCCCUGAAAGAAAAGGUGGAAGACAAAACCUUAGCUGAUUUUUGGGAAAUUUUGAUACAAGAUGGAAUUUCUUUGAUCACCAAAGAUGAAGCAGAAGGUAGUUCAGUGACUAGUGACGAAGCCAAAAAGUUCUUGGCCCCCAAAGAAAAACCAGCUGAAGCUCCAUCAGUGGCUGGUGAAGGUGGUGACGUGGAUGAUUUACUGGACAUGAUGUAAGUGGCUGGACAAUAUCUGAGGACUUCUGAAGAACUCUGUUGCAGGGGGCAUAAAAUAGCCAUUGAAGAGAAGAUAGAUCAUCCAUUCUUCUGUUGGUAGAAGUUUCUUGAGAGAGAACAGCAGUUUCAAAGGCACUUCUAUUUGGUAUAAACCUCAGAGCUGAAUCAACUGCAGUUAGUACAAGACUUAAUGUAGAUUAUUUCAAUCUUCUGUACAUUUUUCUGUAGUAAAUCUUUUUUCUAAAAAGAAGUUGUUUCACACUCAAUAUUGUAAUGUUGCUAUAUUUCAGAUUCCAGCUAAACACCACUAAUUUUAGUGAGGCCCAGUGUUAGUGUCUUACAUCAUCGGUGUAUUGUUUGGAGAGAAUGAAGUAUGGAGGUCGGUGUGAGAUCUCAAGAUAAUAUAGAGGAACUUUUAGUAUGAGUAAAUCAGUAGCUUCCUAAUUCUAAAGGAAGAAAGACAUUACUUUUCAUGGUCUCUGUCAAAUCAGGAAAGGGAGAACAAGUAGGUAUUUUGGGCUAAAAAGAGUAACUUAAAAAAUGUCCAGUCCACGGAUUCAUAAUGUAUUCACUCAAAAUAUAAAACUGAAUCUACAGUACAGCAAAACAUUUCCAUCAUGUUGAUUUGUCACAGUAUAUCCAAAUCAGUGAUUAUUCUCUUGUUUUUCUUGUUUGGAUCCUCUCCAGCACGAGACAGUAACAGCGUUGUUUAGAAGUCAUCUUUCAUUUUACUCUUCAGUCUCUUCCCUUUUCAGUGGGUACCAUCACCAUUGACCUGUUAUGUUCUCUCUUGUUCUGAUGUACUUGAUGGCGUCAUUCUCUGCUUGAUGCACCUUCAGGUCCUCCACAGACUUUAACUGCUGCAUUUAUUUUAGCUAUCUCAAUGUUAACACAAUGAAUGAGUCAGUUGUUCCUCUCUUGUGCAUUGUAGCUAAUUGCUAACAAGCUGCAAAGGAAUCUUUUAAAGUUUAAAAAAUUAAAAGUACUCAGCACAGAUGAUUAUGGUUCUUCAAAAGACAUAUUGAUACGCACAGUGCUUGCCACAAGCAACCAGAAGAAAGUAAGUGGUUCAGUUAGGAUUCAGAAGAUACCUGAAUUCUGCUUGGAACCAGUUACUUGGUUAUGAUGUCCUAUGAUAGACUUAUACUGCAAACAUUUUUUCUGGGAUUAGUUUAACGCCUUAUUCCUCGUUAAAACUGGGUCAUCUCAUUAUUGUUAACAUAAGCAUACUAUAUGGAAGGGAGCUGAGACGACAGUAAUCUCUAAGACCUGGGCUGUGCUUAAAAUGAGCUUUGGUUUGGAAUGUCUGCCUUUCUUAUAGAGUGAUUCCAGGUUCAGGUAACACAAGUGUCUCCUCUCCCUUCCUGGCCAUGCAGGAAUAGUCUCAUUGCCCCACGUUUGGGUCAUACGUGGAAGAUGGCCACCCACACUGAGUUCAGAAUGAGUUCUGUGAACAUUCUUUGGAGUUGGUUCCCCUGGGGCUGAUUGGCAGCAAACAGACUGUUGUUCAAAUCACCAGAGCCUUAGUGUCCCCCAGAAUAUUUUUUCAUAAUUUUAAAUAAUAUAGAUCUGGCUACAAAUCCAUUCUCUUGAGUGUCUUUUGAUGUCAAAUUUCCAUGUUGUCACUGGCCGGUUUUUCGUUUUCUUAUUUAAAAAAAUUGGUUAAUACAAUAUUUCAAGGGCUUUUUUUUUUCAACCCAUUUUGGCAGUCUUUGGAGCCAUAUUGGCUAAAAUCAGUUCAUGAUAGACUGUUUCCUACCUUUUUGGAAGAGAUAUAAAUGAAUGUUGGGAUGGCCCCUUAAGACUGGAGGUUGUCCAAUAAAGGUGGUUUCUUAUACAGUUUUCAUUGUAAACAAAGCUAGCUCUGAACAUGAAAAGCCCUGUAUAAAGAUCAAGUGUGAUUCCGUUGUCUGUGUUUUGCAAACAUAAAUACCCACGACACCCCCAUGAGGUAGGUAUCCCUGUUUUACAGAGAUAUUUAAGGGUCUUGGCCGGGCCCACAGGGGGAUUUAGAAGUAAUUCUGUGAGCCAGGAUUAAAAACAAACAGUGAACGUACAUAAGUCAAUAUGAUGGUAUCCUGCAGGAUAUCCUGUUGUUUACACAGUACAUUUAUACUCAGAGUUGCUAGAUCUGAAGAAGGUGAACAAGGAUUUAAAGGAUUUAAGGAAGGCAUUAAAUGAAACAAAAUGGACUCCUAAGAAGUACCUGAGACUCUUUCGUUCAUUCUAACCCUCCCAUCAUUACAAUUGUAAUAGUUCAAGAUUGAAGUUUGAAAUGGUCUGUUGUAAAUAGGAUGAAAUUCAAUAAGGGCAAAUGCAAAAUAUUCCUCUUAGGAAGGAACAAUCAGUUGCACACAUACAGAAUGGGAAAUGACUGCCUAGGAAG
Messenger RNA from Mauremys mutica (yellowpond turtle), 4662 nucleotides. RefSeq names its product X-ray repair cross complementing 5 (gene XRCC5). Gene Ontology annotation, biological process: DNA recombination; cellular response to gamma radiation; double-strand break repair via nonhomologous end joining. The record is from RefSeq and is a predicted model, not a curated record. The transcript has 21 exons. Gene Ontology annotation, cellular component: nucleus; Ku70:Ku80 complex. NCBI's taxonomy places the organism in Eukaryota, Metazoa, Chordata, Testudines, Geoemydidae. Gene Ontology annotation, molecular function: damaged DNA binding; telomeric repeat DNA binding; DNA helicase activity. Bases 82 to 2277 code for a protein of 731 amino acids.